This is a messenger RNA of Spinacia oleracea (spinach), 690 nucleotides long. RefSeq lists its product as uncharacterized. NCBI's taxonomy places the organism in Eukaryota, Viridiplantae, Streptophyta, Magnoliopsida, Caryophyllales, Amaranthaceae. The record is from RefSeq and is a predicted model, not a curated record. The transcript has a single exon. The coding region runs from base 1 to 690 and encodes 229 amino acids.
AUGGAGCAACUAACACAAUUCAACAUAGUUAAGUCGAUGAAGAAAGUGCAAUCUGCAUAUUUGUACUCUUUCUUCUUACUGUCAUCUUCAUUAGCUUUACUAAUCUUACACUUGAGUAGUGUAUCAAUAGUUUCUGUUCUUAAAUUCAACAUUGACAGGAACCAUGUGUUCCUUAUCUGUAAUGGGAUUUUGGUAAUCCUUGUUAAAAGCUCUUCUUCGUUGUCAUCUCAAGACAACACCCCUGAUUACAGUAGUAGUAGUAGCAGUAGCAGUAAUGUAGUUCAAAGUAAUGAUCAGUGUUUGCCAAGACCAGUUGUGCUAGUUGAUCAGAGAAAACUACAGGAGGAGCUUUCUACAGUAAGUUCAGAACAGAAGGCUACUACUGAUGUAAAAGUAGCACGAUUUUCUACUGUUGAGGAGACUGUUAUAAGUGAAGAACUUCAUGUUCAUUAUCAGACGACAGUAGUGGUCUCAGACUGUGAAGUUGUUCACACUAGUCAUGAGCAUGAGCAUGAGCAUGAGCAUGAUGAUGGUAAGGAUGAUCAUGAUGAGGUUGUCGGCGACGACGAUGACAAUGACGAUGAGGGGGCAGAGGAAUUGAACAAGAGGUGUGAGGAGUUUAUUAGGAGGAUGAAGCAGGGGAUUAUUUCUGAAAGAAAAAAAGAUCUGGGUUUGCCUAGAUUUUCUUAG